Gossypium arboreum is the source of this 3551-nucleotide messenger RNA. RefSeq lists its product as uncharacterized. Gene Ontology annotation, molecular function: crossover junction DNA endonuclease activity; 5'-flap endonuclease activity. The transcript has 13 exons. NCBI's taxonomy places the organism in Eukaryota, Viridiplantae, Streptophyta, Magnoliopsida, Malvales, Malvaceae. Bases 1736 to 3238 code for a protein of 500 amino acids. Gene Ontology annotation, cellular component: tRNA (m1A) methyltransferase complex; Slx1-Slx4 complex. The record is from RefSeq and is a predicted model, not a curated record. Gene Ontology annotation, biological process: tRNA methylation; double-strand break repair via homologous recombination.
UUUAUGAUGGCUCUUACGUGCAGGCAAUUGGUCUGGAAGUGCAGAAUGGAUAUGGUUUAACAGAAACAACACCUUGCAUUGCUGGUCGACAACCUUAUUAUAAUGUUUUCCGUCGACCUGACCAUUGGGCCAAUGAAUUUGGUGCUGUAAGAUUGCAACAAGAGUCUGUCGAUGAUCAAUGGGUCAAUGAAUUAUCAAAAUUGCAUGUUGAUGACUGGGCAGAAGAAUUUGGUCGUCAAGUUGGUUCCUCAGCGGUCGGACGGUUCAAGGGGUGUCUAUGUAUUUUCUGAUAUGAAUCCAUAUGUUGGUCAUCAAAAUCCUUUAAAAGAAGGUCAAGAGCUAUUCAGAAAAGGACUUUUGAGAGAAGCAGUGCUUGCACUAGAGGCUGAAGUUAUGAAAAAUCCUGAGAAUGCUGAAGGUUGGAGAUUGCUAGGAAUAACCCAUGCUGAAAAUGAUGAUGACCGGCAGAUGACUACAGCGAAGACAUUCCCAUUGAAGGCGAGUGAAGGCGAGGAUGAUCUAGAAGAUGAUGCAGAAUCGAAAAAUGAAAACCGGUCCUCAUGAAUGUGAAUAAUGUUUUCUAUCAACCAAGAGGUUUAUUAGUGCAAAAGAUUGAUGGCAAUAUCUUGCUAUGCUAUGAGGCUUUACUUAUUUGAGAAGUUGGCAACUCGGUUUAAUGGCCCACACUUUUCCAACUUUCAUCAGCAGCGGAGAGCACCUAUUCAGGUUGUGGGCUUUUGUUGUGGUUUCUUUCUUUCUUUCUAAAAUAAUGUAUAAACAUCAAAUAUUGUAUCAACCCGAAUCAAAUGGCUAAUUGCGUACCGUUAGUUUUCUUUUCCUCUCCAACUGCCCCCAAUAUCUAAUCCCUAAACUAACAGCUAAUUUCUAAAUCUCUAACCCUAACAAAAUAACUUUGCCUUCUCCAAUCCAACACCCACCGGCAACCACCAUCUUCGUUCACCAGUCAGGCAGUCACCACCGGUCCACCAUCAUCGUUCAUCAGUCAUGUAGUCACCAUCGGUCCACCCGUCACCACCCGUCAAUCUCUUUCAAGUAAAAGCAAAAUUAAAUUUGUAUUCCUUUUUCUUUUUUCAAGAAAGAGCAAACCCGUUACUACUCAACCAUAACUCAGUAGCAUUUUUGGCAUGGUUUUAUUCAGCGCAGCCGGCUAAUGAACUAGAACAAGAUCUUUCUGUGUCGGUCAUUUUGCUAUCUAAUUUGACUGGAAUCACAAGCAUAUGAGAAUGAAUGAAGCAAUGAAUACUUCAGAGAUUGGAGUUCAAAAGCCUGAUUCUGCCGGUGCAGAACUGAAGUGGAAUUGGCGGUGAAAAAAGAAGUAGGAAGUUACAAUGAUGGCUUUCGGCUUACCGUUUUCCUGAAAUCUGACAUCUACAUCUACCCCCAUUUGUUAAGUAUCUCUUCAAUCUACAUCUAACCCCAUUUAUUUUCCGUUUCUCUCUAUCUCUCUCGAUCUCCCUCUUUUGUUUUCUUUUUCUUCCGCUUUUCUUCUGCUUUCAUAACAAAUCUUCAAAUAUUAAUGAAUUUGGCUUACUGUUUCCCUCUUUUUCUGUUUUCCUCUUUUGUAUAUAUUAAUGAAUUCGGGUCUUCCUGGCAUUCUAGAUGAUAGUUUAUUCUUAAUGGAACUUUGGAUAUGUGGUAAAUAUUUUCGUUUUUGGGAGUAAAUUUUGGUACCGAAAUUGCAUAUUAGUCCAACAUCUUCUGUGUAUUCAAUUGAAUGUGUUUCUGUCUUUUAAGGAUAUUGCUUAUUGAUUCCUCAAUGAAGAUAUCUUUCAGUCACUGCAUUAGAGAUGGAGAUUUGAUUAUUGCAUAUGGGAGGCAUGAUACUAUGAAAGCUGUUAAAGUGUGCGAGAAUUCAGUUCUUCAAAAUCGUUUCGGUGUAUUUAAACAUUCAGAUUGGAUCGGUAAGCCAUUUGGUUCUAUAAUUUUCAGCAACAGAGGUGGAUUCGUUUACCUAUUGGCUCUGACACCGGAGUUAUGGACUUUGGUUCUAAGUCAUAGGACUCAGAUUCUUUAUAUUGCGGAUAUUAGCUUUGUGAUUAUGUACUGUGGCUCGAACGGGACAUGUGUAUACCUUUUGAUUUCCAUGAACAGAGGGCUGCCUGAGCUAGAUAUAUGGACAUUUGAAAUACUGCUCCGCAUGUAUGCAAUCCGUGAAUGGAAAAUGGAUCACUCUAAGCUUUUGUGUAACCACGUGCCAACAAAACACACUUGCUACAGCAGGAUAUUGAAAUCCCACCCUUCAUCGGAUUGUAAUUUCAGAUUUACUGUGAACCCACUGCCUCGAAUAAGACAGCACAAUGGGGAAAUAGUGAGGGGUGCUUGGAGGACAAAGAGCCGACAGCUGUGGGAAAUGGUUGUGUGCAUAUAUGGUUUUCCAACCAAUGUAUCUGCUCUUCAGUUUGAGUGGGCCUGGCAGCAUCCUCAAGAAUCAGCGGCUGUGAGGCAAGCAGCUGCAACCUUUAAAUCUUUCUCUGGUGUCACCAAUAAGAUAAAACUUGCAUAUAUGAUGCUCGUCCUCCCUGCCUGGCAGAGCUUGAACAUCACGGUAAACUACUUCUCAACCAAAUACACAAAUCAUUCUGCUAGUUGCCCAAGCUUGCCUGAGCAGAUGAAAGUUAAAGUUUCACCAAUGGAUGAGCUCCCCUUCUAUACUGAACCAAAUGAGUUUGAAUGCAAAGAUGAUUGUGAUAACUUGGAUGAAUAUGACGAAGUCAGUGGUACAUGUGAAACUGUUCCAGAAACAUAUCCAAAUGAAGUGGUUAUUGUUUCUGCAGAUAAUUUGCAUAGCAUCAUUCAUGAGGCUUGUCAUGAACAAUCUGAACACAUUGAAGAAUAUGGGACAAGAAAACCAGGGAAGUCAUCCGAUCUUGGAGUAGGCAAUGUAGAGUCACUAGUUUUCUUUCAUCCCCCUCCUAACAAGGCAACCUCAAUUGCUACUGGCCUCGCCAUGGUAAAUGCUGCUGGAUGUGCAGAUAUGAGCAUUGCUGGUAAGGAGUCUUUGAGGGGCAUGCGGUUUAAAUAUACUGUGGAAGCUGAUGAAGAUCCACAACCAUCGGUAAAAGAGAAACCACCAACUACUGUCGAGGAAUAUGAAAAGCUAGGGGACACUUGCACUUUUGGAGUAUAUCACAGGCAGCCAUUCGAUGUCAUUUGUUCACCAGUACGAGCAUUACUGAGAAGGAAUGUUGGAUUCAGAAGCAACUUUCAGCUUUUGUAGCGGCCAGUGGAGAUCAACAGUCAUGGAGAAAAGGGAAACCAUUGAGCACUGAAGUUGCAGUUUUGAAAGAUCAUGUCCCUAGUUUUGAUGUCACUCGUGAACCUGAGGUUAUAGAUUUAUUAACCCCCAGCUAUAGAGUCAGGCCAUGCACCAAGAAAAGAAGAAUUUCCAAGUUUUCUCCUGAGAUCAUAGAUCUCACUUGAGCUUUGUGGUCUUUUUUUGUUAUUUGAGAUAUUUCUUUAGAGCCCUUGUUUUAUUUAAAAAUAUAAAUGAUAUAGAAUAUAAUAUAAAUGAAAUGGAAUUACUGAUAAAA